Molecule: messenger RNA, 1174 nt
Organism: Arachis duranensis
Lineage: Eukaryota; Viridiplantae; Streptophyta; Magnoliopsida; Fabales; Fabaceae
Product: transcription factor MYB2
Exons: 3
Coding region: 10-855 (281 amino acids)
Biological process (GO): regulation of DNA-templated transcription
Cellular component (GO): nucleus
Molecular function (GO): sequence-specific DNA binding; DNA-binding transcription factor activity
Source: RefSeq, a predicted model, not a curated record
AUUAUUUGAAUGUAUUGGGGAGGGAACAUGGGAAUGGGAUGGGGUGUUAUGAUAGAAGAGGAAGUUGGAGGAGGAGGAUGGAGGAAGGGUCCUUGGACUGCUGAGGAAGAUAGAUUGCUCAUUGAAUAUGUCAAGAUUCAUGGCGAAGGUCGAUGGAACUCUGUUGCUAGGCUUGCAGGACUGAAGAGGAAUGGAAAGAGUUGCAGGCUGAGAUGGGUGAAUUACCUGAGACCAGACCUCAAGAGGGGUCAGAUAACACCACAAGAAGAAAGCAUCAUUCUUGAACUCCAUGCUAGAUGGGGAAACAGGUGGUCGACAAUUGCGAGAAGCUUGCCGGGAAGAACGGACAACGAGAUCAAGAACUAUUGGAGAACUCAUUUCAAGAAAAAGGUUAAGAAUCCAUCUGACGCGGCCGAGAAGGCGAAAAGCCGCCUCUUGAGGCGGCAGCAAUUUCAGCAGCAGCAACAGUUGAAGCAGCAGCAGCAGCAAAUUCAACAACAGCAACAAGAAAUUCAAUUCAACUUGGACAUGAAGGGGAUCAUGAUGAUGAACUUGCUUGAGAUGGGAAAUCAUAAUAAUGACAAUAGAAGAGUCCCUUCAAUUUCUCAACAAGAGCCACAAGACAUGUACCAACAACAAAGCUCAACAGAAGAAGAGCAUGGAUACUUCUACCACCCCAUGUUCAUCAAUAACAUUAAUGGCAAUAAUAAUGAUAACUACUCACCAGCUGCAACAGAAUCAUCAAGUGACGAAAUCUUGUGGGAUGGACUUUGGAACUUGGAUGAUGUUCUUGGCAAUUUCACUGCAGCCAGUGCUACGAGCAAGCCAACAACUUUAGUUGCUCCAUUUUGCUAAUAAAACAAUAAAUGUUUCUUGUAUUUAUUUUACAUUAAUAUCGUGUCAAUUCCCUUGUUAUCUACUGUUAUAUUAUUUUAAACAGUAGACGAUAAAAAAAGUUUGCACGAUAUAAUAUGUAAAAUAAAUACAUUUAACAUUUUAAUUUCCUUGGUCAUUUGAAUUAGGAGAAGGUAUGAAGCUUAAUUAGUAGAAGCAUAUAGUACUCCAAAAUUUGGGUCAUCGUGGCCUUUGAUGAUAAGGCUCCAAAAUCUAGGAGCUAUUGGAGUUUAGGAUUAAUUCAUGCAUUAAGGUGUGGAACUUUAUUUAGUAAUAUAUA